AUGAAAUGUUUUGUGAACAAGAUUAAUACUGAUGCUGCAAUCUCAACACAAUCGAUCAGAACUGGUAAAGGAAUAGUGGCUAGAAACUGGAAAGGAGAGGUGCUGAAAGCUUGGGCCAUAAUGGAGGAGAAGUUGGGGGAACCAGAAAUUGAGGAAGCUGCAGCAAUUAGAGCUGCAAUGCAAUUGGGAAAGGCAGCAGGCUGGAGAAGAAUCGAAGUACAAUCAGACUGCAAGAAUGUGAUAGACUGUAUCUUAACCGUCUCAUGCAACAACAGCAACUGUGCUGUGAUACUGGAGGACAUACAACAACUGAGGGAGUUUUUUGAGCAAUGCAACUUCUCUUUUAUACAUAGGGAAGGGAAUGAAGUGUGUCAUAGGCUAGCAAAGUUUGCCUUGAAGCUAGUUAAUGAUGUAUAUUGGGAAUCAUGUUUCCCUGGCUGGAUUAAAGAUCUAGCAAGAAUAGAUUAUGAGAGCAAUGAGCUCCUUUUGUAA
Molecule: messenger RNA, 492 nt
Organism: Coffea arabica (coffee)
Lineage: Eukaryota; Viridiplantae; Streptophyta; Magnoliopsida; Gentianales; Rubiaceae
Molecular function (GO): nucleic acid binding; RNA-DNA hybrid ribonuclease activity
Source: RefSeq, a predicted model, not a curated record